Acyrthosiphon pisum (pea aphid) is the source of this 1691-nucleotide messenger RNA. RefSeq lists its product as uncharacterized. The transcript has 5 exons. NCBI's taxonomy places the organism in Eukaryota, Metazoa, Arthropoda, Insecta, Hemiptera, Aphididae. Gene Ontology annotation, cellular component: plasma membrane. The record is from RefSeq and is a predicted model, not a curated record. Bases 137 to 1270 code for a protein of 377 amino acids. Gene Ontology annotation, molecular function: odorant binding; olfactory receptor activity. Gene Ontology annotation, biological process: sensory perception of smell; detection of chemical stimulus involved in sensory perception of smell.
CAACAGUAAUAUCAUCGUACCUUUGUGUUUUUGCAUAUACCGAAAUUAAUUUUUUUAACACCACGUCGGUGUCAAAUAAAAUAUAAUAUUAGAACGUGAAAUAUUACCACAUUCAGUGUGCCGACGGAGACGAGUCAUGGCGCACGCGGUCGACAAUUUUUUCCAAAAGACCGGCCGGAGUGACGUCCGUCGUUAUGCCACAAUAAUGACGUGUGUGGAAUUUUUUACCUACUGCGAUUUAGUCGUAACUCUGUUCUUCGCCAUCUCUGCGUUCCUGUCGAUCGUCUACUCGGAGGAAGACCAGCUGUCCAAUCGCGUUUACGGCUUCUUGUGGUUGUUCGUCGAGAUCCACGUGUUCGGUCUAAUCGUCGUCAGGUUGUACCAUCAGUCGCAGUGUCGCGACAUGUACGACCGUUCGCUGCUGAUUGAGCAGGGGAUACCGAAAAACUAUAGACGGACAAUCGCCAUGGUCAUCGCAUAUUACUGCAUCAUGUCCACCGUGCACGUUACAGUUCCCAUGUUGUACACGAUUUCGUCCGAUUCGGCGCAGGUGGGCGACCCAUUCGCGUUCCCUUUCGCGGACGUGUUGCCGAUAAAAACGACAAACCCGACUGCUUACGUGUGCAAAUAUAUCGUAUACGCUUUUCCCGUGUACCUGACACACUUGGAAUGCUGUUUCAUGAAUGUCACGUUCAUGUAUUUCACGGGCGUCGUGAAGAGACAUUUUCAGAUACUCGACCAACAGGUCCAAGAAGCGGUGGCAAACGAGGACGAACAGAAAUUGAAGAUCGCCAUCGAAUACCAUCAGGAGUCGUUGAAGUUUUUUAAAGAAAUGGAGACAGUUUAUGAAAAACCGUUAAUAAUGACAAUAGAAUUUUGUGGAUUAUAUAUCGGCUUAACUGGUUAUAUCAUGAUUCAAUGCAUUCAGGGUAUUAUUCAUCCUAUUAUAUUGGGAUUGUGUAUAGCUAGUAGUACGGCGAGUCUCAUAACAAUAUCAAUUUAUUGCAUUUGUGGAAGCAAUAUGUAUGAUUUACACGAUGGUAUAUUGAACUCACUUUUUGAACAUCAAUCAUGUUAUUCUCGAAACAAAUCAUUAAAACAUCUUAUUUUAAUGAUGAUGAAAAGAGCAACAAUACCAUUAGAAUUAAAAGCUGGUUCCAUUUUCAAGAUAAACUCAAAUCUACUUGUCAAAAUCCUAAAGUUUACAUACACGGUGUUUAAUCUUUUAUUAACUUCAGUCAAUCGCCAAAUAAAAGAAACUGCAAUAUGAAAACAAUUUUUUUCUUUUUAAAUUACUACUAAAUAUUAGGUAUGGUAAAAAUCUUUUUCAUGAUUAAUUCUAAAAUUUUGUUUUUAAAUCAAAUUGUAUUUGUCUAUUAAAUAAAAAUAGUUGUUAGUAAUUUUAUUAUUUCAGAUCUUAAAAUGUCUCACACAUGUCGUGUUGACACCGUACUACCAUCAUUUUUCAAUAAAAUAUCACCACUCAUCACGCAAAUGUAGUGUUUGGACCUUUUUUUUUAGGGUAAAUUACUAAAUUAUAAAUAUGGUCGCCUAUAUUUUGAGUGACUUCCUAUAUAUUUAAUAUUAUAUUCUUCCUAGUUUAAGCUUAGAUAAUUAUAGGUACACUUCAGUGAUAGUUAUAACUUCAGAUCAGGAUACAAUUUUAAAUCAAUUAAAAUUAUAUAAAAGAC